GGGAGCGCACGGCGUGCGCGCGCCCUCCGCCUCGUCCGCCGCUGCCGCCUCCUUCUUCUGCCGCUCCUGGUGCUGCCUGUGUGCUCCUUCAGUGCGGACCUGGUGCCUCUUUUGUGAAGCGGCAGCUGAGGAGACUCGGGCGUUCGCCAUGGCCGACGAGAAACCCAAGGAAGGAGUCAAGACCGAGAACAACGACCAUAUUAAUUUGAAGGUGGCGGGGCAGGAUGGCUCUGUGGUGCAGUUUAAAAUUAAGAGGCAUACACCACUUAGUAAACUAAUGAAAGCUUAUUGUGAACGACAGGGUUUGUCAAUGAGGCAGAUCAGAUUCCGGUUUGAUGGGCAGCCAAUCAAUGAAACAGACACACCUGCACAGUUGGAAAUGGAGGAUGAAGAUACGAUUGAUGUGUUCCAGCAGCAGACAGGAGGUGUCUACUAAAAAGGGAACCUGCUACUUUACUCCAGAAUUUUGUUAUAGACCAAGAAUACAUUCGCAAUUAGAAAGCCGCAAUUUGGUUCCACCACAUCCUGACUACUACAGUAUAGUUUUCUCUAUUCUUUCAUUUCCCUGUCCCCAUUUCUUUAUUGUACAUAAAGUAACUGGUGUAUGUGCACAAGCAUAUUGCGCUUUUUUUUUCCUUUUUUAAACUAAAUGGCCAAUGUUCUGUUUUGAUUGACAGCAGAUGGAGGUGGUCCGGGGGAAAGUGGUUCUGUGAAAAUACCCCUGCUCCAUUAGAGGCAUGCUCAUUCAGCAUACCCCCUGCUCCAUUAGAGGCAUGCUCAUUCAGCUCUUAUCUUUAUAUUCCAGUAAGUUAUUUUGCUCUCAGUGUUUUAACAAAAGAACCCAACCACAAAAUCCUUGCAUACCUUGUUCGAUUGGAGAAUUUUAAUGUUUUUCAUUUAUCAUUGUAAAACCAAGGACAAUUUUAUAACUUUUUUGUACGUAGCUGUUACAUGUAGGGCAAUCUGUCUUUAAGUAGGGAUAAAUUACUCUUGAACAAAAUGAUCCUAGAUAGUUUUCCCUUCAAGUCAAGCGUCUUGUUGUUUAAAUAAACUUCUUGUUUAAAAUGA
Molecule: messenger RNA, 1068 nt
Organism: Arvicola amphibius (Eurasian water vole)
Lineage: Eukaryota; Metazoa; Chordata; Mammalia; Rodentia; Cricetidae
Gene: Sumo2
Product: small ubiquitin like modifier 2
Exons: 4
Coding region: 149-436 (95 amino acids)
Biological process (GO): protein sumoylation
Cellular component (GO): nucleus
Molecular function (GO): ubiquitin-like protein ligase binding; protein tag activity
Source: RefSeq, a predicted model, not a curated record